Messenger RNA from Colletotrichum phormii, 1880 nucleotides. Its product is annotated as amino acid/polyamine transporter I. Gene Ontology annotation, cellular component: membrane. Lineage: Eukaryota; Fungi; Ascomycota; Sordariomycetes; Glomerellales; Glomerellaceae. Gene Ontology annotation, molecular function: transmembrane transporter activity. The record is from RefSeq and is a predicted model, not a curated record. Gene Ontology annotation, biological process: transmembrane transport. The coding region runs from base 318 to 1880 and encodes 520 amino acids. The transcript is spliced from 7 exons.
UUCUCAGCCCUGGACUCGACUCCCGUCCAAAUAGAAACACCAGUAGCCUGUUAAGAUCAAAGCAUUAGCAAUAGUUAUUCUGCUAGGCAUUGUGCCGUAUCAUCAAAAUCAGACUGAUACUGAUAGUUCGCGCUGGGUAAUCGCAUUUCCCGGCACACCCGCGUGACUGUCUGGCUAUCACAUCCUUCUCCUAUUCUGAAUUCUGCCUCCGUCGUGCCGGGUGCCCUAAUUCCGUGUUUCCGGACUCAAGAGCAACAAAAGAAAAGAAAGCAAUAUCCGGCAAGAAACAACAAACCACAAUUGUCGAUACGGGCAAAAUGACCCGUGAUUCCAUCAUGGACCAGAACGAAACAAAGACCGACGACCAGCUCAAGGCAGUCGAUAGCAUCCCCGGCUAUCUAGUUCUUUCCGAUGAAGAAAGUCUCGCGCAACUCGGUCAUCAGCAGGAGCUGAAGCGGCAAUUCUCUUUGACAACCCUGGGGGCAUUAUGCCUAUGUCUUAUGGCAACCUGGGAAGCACUUUCCACUGUCAUUGCCGAAGCACUCCUGAAUGGCGGUGCGCCAUGCCUAUUUUACAACUUCGUUCUUUCCUUUCUGUGCUCUGUGUGCAUAGCAUCAUCUCUUGGCGAGAUUGCGUACAUCUAUCCUACUGCAGGAGGCCAGUACCACUGGGUCGCGGCCUUGUGUCCCCCUCGUAGUCGAUCACUCGCCGCUUUCACGACCGGUUGGAUCUCCGUUGGCGGUCUGAUUGUCUUCUGCGCAUCAGCAGCGUUUGCAGCCGGCCUGCAAACCCAGUCCUUGAUCGCUGUGCUCCUGUACUCAGCGGCGCUGAACAUUUGGGGAUCAAAGAUGCUGCCCCACGCAAACAUGAUAUCACUCUCGCUAACAACUCCCGAAGGCAUUCUCCACGUUGUGGGCUGCGUAGUCAUACUGGUGGUCCUUGGCGUCAUGGCUCCCAAAAUAACUGCGUCGUUCGUCUUCACCGAAGUUGUCAAUAGCAGUGGCUGGGAAAACGAUGGUGUAUCGUGGCUCGUGGGCUUGAUUAGCGCGGUUUAUCCUUUCCUUGGGUACGACGCUGCUUGCCAUAUGGCCGAGGAAAUUCCUAUUAAUGCCCCACGCAAUGUCCCCAUUGCCAUGGUCGGAAGUGUGACAGUAAAUGGCCUGAUGGGCCUCAUUUACGGCACAGUCCUACUGUUCUCGACAGGGCUACUGGAGUCUCUAUUGACUACACCAACCGGCUUCCCCUUCAUGCAGAUUUAUCUCGAUGUCACCAGAUCUCGGGCUGGAGCGACAGUGCUCUCACUCCUAGUGAUCUUGAUCGCAAUUGCUGCAAAAGUAGUCGGCAUUACCUCCGCUUCCCGCACCCUCUGGGCUUUCGCUCGAGACAGAGCUGUUCCAUUCGACUCGCAUUUCAGCUACAUCAAUAAGAUUCUUCAGGUUCCAGUAACCUCUAUAGUGUUUGUUACUGUGUCCCAAAUUCUUCUCGGCUUUCUCUACUUGGCCAACACUACUGCUUUCAAUGCAGUUUUAUCUAUGGCAAUUAUCGGCAUCUAUCUCUCUUACAGCAUCCCUGUUGCUUAUAUGUUGUUCGUCGGUAGGAGCAAGCUUGCGCGCAAGGAGUACGGACCUUUCAGAUUGGGCCCGGUUGUGGGGCCAGUCUUGAAUGCUAUUACUAUUAGUCUUGUGUGGAUGACCGUCGUCAUCAUUUUCAGCACUUUCCCUUCAUCACAACCGGUCACUGCCCAGAAUAUGAAUUACUCUACCGUGGUCAUGGCAGGCUGGUUAGUCUUCGGACUUGUGUAUUACUUCAUCCGAGGCCGGGCGAAGUUUGAGGUUCCAGUUGUAGUUUCGGAUAUUGUCGAAGGAGUCAGGGAUAUUUAG